AGUUCUGUAUUGAAAUGAAAACGCUUAACUACAUUUGCCAGGAACGUGUUUUCUCUCUUUCUGCCUUUACUUUUUCCACAGAAAAUUGCCUUUUAAAUACUUUCUGUUAUCAUUUUCACGUUUGAUGUUCUACUGAAAAACUUGAUACUUUAUGAGCUGCUGGCAGGUUUCCUUUACAGCCUAAUUUUUGCAACGUGGACCGAUCCAAGUCUCCUCAUGAACUCUAAGAAAGGCCGAGUGAGACUAUUAUGGGCUGCUGCCGAUACGUCACCGAUUGCUGCACCGUGAAGAUGGCGGAGGCUGCGGACGCACCACAACACCGGUUUUUCUGUCACUGCUGUAAAUGUGAAACUAACCCCAAACUCCCGGAUUUAGUCUGUCCCAGAUGUGACUCCGGCUUCAUUGAGGAGGUAGCAGAAGACUCCAGUCUCCUGCAGGGCAGCGUGCCAUCCUCCGGUGAAGAUUCAAACUCAUUGAUCUCGGAAUUAUGGCAGCUGCUGUUUAUGGAGCGCUCAGAUCUGCUGUCACACCCACCCUCCUCAGAGUCGGAUCCAGACGACAGCGAGCAGAUGUCUGCAGGUCAGAGCUGUCCGUCUCCAACAACGCCCGGUGCUGCUGAGGCCAGAGGACCAGAGCAUUUCUCCCGUCCAGAGCAUGAGAGGCCGCCUAGGCCUGAACAUUGGCCUGCAGUGGAAGGGAUUGUGCAGGAGUUCUUGUCCGGCCUGUUUGACAGCAACGGAAACCCUGGUGCUGCACCAGCUACACGAUCCAGCAUGCUACUGUUGUAUGGAAACCCUGGAGACUAUGCGUGGGGUCAGGGAGGUCUGGACACUGUCAUCACAGAGCUGUUAGGACAGUGGGAGAGCUCAGGUCCUCCCCCUGCAGAGAAGGACAUGAUCUCAUCCCUGCCGGCAUUUUGCAUUUCUCAAGAACAAACAGACUGCAGACUGGAGUGUCCGGUGUGUAGGGAAGAGUAUUCAUUAGGGGACUCUGUCAGGAAACUACCCUGCCUUCAUAUCUUCCACAGUGAAUGUAUAGUACCUUGGUUGGAGCUGCAUGAUACCUGCCCUGUUUGCCGAAAAAGCCUUAAUGGUGUUGACAACAGCCUCCCACCGACAGCAGAACCCCCAGACGCCCGCUCCUUCCAGACAGAGCAACAGGAGAGGCAGGCCAACUGAUAAACGGGUCAACAACUCUACCUCCUUCACUGUUUUCAAGAGACACAGAGACUGCUUUUAAAUAAAACACAUUACAUGCAUCAGUCAUCA
This is a messenger RNA of Notolabrus celidotus (New Zealand spotty), 1268 nucleotides long. RefSeq names its product E3 ubiquitin-protein ligase RNF115. Gene Ontology annotation, molecular function: ubiquitin protein ligase activity. Gene Ontology annotation, cellular component: cytoplasm; nucleoplasm. The record is from RefSeq and is a predicted model, not a curated record. NCBI's taxonomy places the organism in Eukaryota, Metazoa, Chordata, Actinopteri, Labriformes, Labridae. The transcript has 10 exons. Bases 249 to 1178 code for a protein of 309 amino acids. Gene Ontology annotation, biological process: positive regulation of DNA-templated transcription; protein ubiquitination; ubiquitin-dependent protein catabolic process.